Penicillium oxalicum is the source of this 1827-nucleotide messenger RNA. RefSeq lists its product as uncharacterized. NCBI's taxonomy places the organism in Eukaryota, Fungi, Ascomycota, Eurotiomycetes, Eurotiales, Aspergillaceae. Bases 1 to 1827 code for a protein of 608 amino acids. The record is from RefSeq and is a predicted model, not a curated record. The transcript has 4 exons.
AUGGCUUUGAACGCUGCCGCUGAAUCCUUUGCGAAGGACUGGGAACGAUGCUUUGACAGAAAGCCGGUCUCUGUAAAUCCCGUCAUUGCCGACCUCGAUGUGGAACACAAUGAGCUUGCGCAGACCUGGAAGGCAUUCAAUCGGUUUCUUCCCCCCACCAGUCGAGUCCAACGGGGGGACCGACCCCCCGCAGUGGACGACGUGGUGACCCUCAUUCGGGAGACGCAGGCCGAAUGGCAAUCCCACCCGCGGAGACGGGUCUUCGACCGGCCACUCGCUUUAAGUGACCAACUGGUGCCAACCUUGUCAAUUCAUGCCACCCUGAUGACUGUCCUCCCAGAUAAUGACCUCUUUCAUGCCCCUCUUCUUUACAGUGUACUUCAGACUGCCAUCAAGGCAGCCUCACAAUACCCCCACGUCAUCGAGACUUUUCUGAUAGCGCUGCUGGAAAUCCACGAUGCGCUUCAUUCUCCAACAGAGCCCCUCACCUCGACGCAUUUCUUUCCGAUCGCCAAGGUGUACGCUCGAUACUUCUUCUUUCUCACCGAGUUCAUGGAUUGGUUCACCCGGCGAUCCACCUGCGAGAUAUUGAAGAAUCACAGCCACGACGGAUACUUGGAGUUCCAUCACCUGAUCAGUUGCAUCCAGCAACAGGCCCGGGCUCUCACGGAGUCUUUUGACUGCAUGGAUGUGGACGAGAAGCCCGACAUGGCAUACAGCCCGCAUGCGCUGUGGGCAGAAUCUCAGCUCAGUCAGGUGGGACGCGAGGGCACGGAUCGUCGCAUCGCCGCACAAAACACCAUCACCCGCCGUCUGAUCUGGGAGAUCCAGCAGGAUGCCGAAGAACGAGCCAGGAUUCGGCAGCAAAAGGAUCAGCUUCUGACUGAGAUGCUGCGAACGGUCAAUGGUCAGAUCCGACCCGUGAGUGACUCUGACAGCCGAACGUUAUGCAUGAUCAGCGCUGCACCGGAUCUCGCGUCCGCUUUUGAAUGGUCCCGUGCGUCCAGACGCCGCCUGGCCCGUCUGGAGCUGCAGAACGCCUCCAAACACCUCGAGGCGGUGUUUGACAGCGACGACCAGGUCCCCGACAUUGAUCCCGCCGCCCAAAUUCUUGUGGAGAGCAAAGUCGUCGAGACCCUGCAGAACUGGGUGACCACUCCGAGGUCACAAGCGCUGGCCCUCGGCGGCUCGCCCCCCAACCUAGCCGGUCCCAUGUCGAACCCCGUGGCGUUGAUCUCAGCCUGCUACGCAUCCUCUGCCCGCCACACGCGGCUGCCGGUGAUCUCUCACUUUUGUUCGCUCCCCGCCCAGGAGAAGGAGGGUCUGACGCUGCACCAACAAGGUCUCGUCGCACUCACGUACAGCCUCGUCCGCCAGCUGGUCAACUGUCUUCCUACGGUGGUUGAUAGCGACUCCCUGCUGGAUGUCAGUGCUGAGCGAUUUCGCCAGCUCGACGGCACACUGCACAGUUGGAAAGCGGCCUUGAGCCUGGUGGACACGCUGCUCCACUUUGUGCCCCCGCUCCUUGUCUGUGUGAUCGAUGCCAUCGACAUGAUUCACGAUGCCUCGACCGACGUGGCGAUCCGCGAGCUCAUCCGAGUUCUUCUCACGCACACGGGUCACCGAACGCAGCCGGCCAAUAGCGAAUGCUCAUCACCCACCUUUCUCUUCAAGAUCCUCUUCACCGUGACCGGGCGACCCAGUGCGUUGGAGGAGGCCAUGUCGGAAAACCAGAUCACCAUGAGUGAGCUGACGCCCCCGGCUGACCACGCUGCCACGGAGUCUGUCCUUCCGUCGGACCUGGGUGCCGUCCUUAUGAAUGCAUGA